CUACUGUUUUACGCUUCCUCUCUCUCCCUCUCCCCGUCUCCCGCUUUCCCAUUCCAUCUUCUCCAGCUGAUUGGUUGCUCGACCGUAACGCUCCUCUCUUUCGACGGCGCCGCUUUGGCCGUAGCCCUCGCCUACGCCGCCGUCUGCUCCGUCCUCAAGUCCACAUGCACCUCCUCCGCCCUCAGCAAGCCCCGCAAAGCGCCUUCCGUCAAAGUCUCCGUUCUCCGCUCAAUCCUUGCCGCGGGCAAUUCCUCCGAAGUUUGUUCACCAUCCGGAAUCACCGGUGACGGGAUUGACGCCGGCGAGGACUAUAUACUGGUGAGAGACCUUGCUGCUUUCUUUCUUGACCAAUCUCUGACGUUGAAGUGGCUGCCUCGAGCGUUUCACUUCUCAAGCCAAACACUCAAAGCAUUCCUCUGAUUGAAGACAAACAGUAAACUGAUUCUUUAUAACAAUACUUGCUGCAACAUUGUGUCACGGGGUAUUUGUCUUUCUAGCUCUGGAAUCAAAAACCCGAUUAUCCAAAUAGAGGACUUAAGGAAGGAGAAUUAUUGGAUAACAGUUUGGUUUUUUAGUUCUUUAGUUUUUUAGCUUAAGAGUCAUGGAAGAUACAUCAUUGCUGGAGUUGUGUGUAGAAGAAGAUGUUAUCCAUUUAUUAUGUAGUGCUUCGAACUCGCCCACCUUGGAAAAGUCCUUAGAGUCGCUUAUAGAAGUUUCUAGAACGGCAGAUGGUCGUGCAGACCUAGCUUCUAGGCGUAUUCUUCCCGUGAUCAUUCAGCUGGUUCGAUCCCUUCCUUAUCCUUUGGGUCAUCAAUUACUGCUUUUGUCAUUAAGGCUCCUAAGAAAUCUUUGUGCGGGUGAGGUUGCGAAUCAGAAUAUAUUUGUUGAACAAAACGGUGUUGGAGCUGUUUUGAAUGUUUUUAGGUCAGCAAGACUUUGUUCCGGGGCAGAUUAUGGUAUCAUCCGAAUUGGAUUGCAAGUACUUGCUAAUGUUUCCUUGGCUGGUGAAGAGCAUCAGCGUGAAAUGUGGCGUCAAUUUUUCCCGCAAGAGUUUCUUUCUCUUGCAAGACUCCGGAGUAGGGAGGCUUGUGAUCCAUUGUGCAUGGUCAUAUUUACUUGCUGUGAUGGAAAUCCUGGACUGCUUACUGAGAUCUGCAGUGGCUGUGGGCUGCCCAUUGCAAAGGAAAUUAUAAGAACUACUGCUGCAGUUGGAUUUGGAGAAGAUUGGUUGAAGUUGCUUCUUUCAAGAGUGUGCUUAGAACAACCUUACUUUGCUCCCCUUUUUUCUGAGUUGGGCGUUGCAAAAGCUGAAGCUGUUGAGGUUGGAGAUAUCGCGCUCUCAUCCUAACAAGCAUUUGUUUUGAGAAUGGUUUCAGAUAUAUUGAAUGAGCGAAUUGAAGAGAUCACGGUUCCAAAUGAGUUCGCUUCGUGCGUUCUUGGAAUAUUUAAGUCGUCUAUCGGGGUUAUUUGUUCAGACACAAAAACCAAAUCUGGACUUCCAACAGGCUCCACUGCCAUAGAUGUUCUUGGAUACUCACUAACAAUUCUAAGAGAUAUCUGUUCCCUAGAGGGUCCAAGAGGCUCUGAGGAGAAACCAGUGGAUGCUGUCAGUAUGCUACUAUCCUCAGGACUUGUUGAACUGCUUUUAAGUUUGCUCCGAGAGCUUGAGCCUCCGGCGAUAAUCAGAAAGGCCAUGAAACGGGGGGAAAACGAAGAGGGAAAUUCAUGCUUGGCAAAUCCCUGCCCUUACAAAGGAUUCAGAAGGGACAUUGUUGCCGUGAUUGGAAAUUGUUCAUAUGGUAGAAAGCAGGUACAAGAUGAGAUAAGACAGAAGAAUGGAAUUCUCUUGCUCUUACAGCAGUGUGUUACCGAUGAGGACAAUCCAUUCUUGAGGGAGUGGGGCAUUUGGUCUGUAAGGAAUUUGUUAGAAGGCAAUAAGGAGAACCAACGAGUUGUGGCUGAACUGGAGCUUCAAGGAUCUGUUAUUACUCCUGAGAUUUUUGAACUCGGUCUCAGAGUAGAGGUAGAUCCAAACUCUCGCAGCGCAAAACUUGUAAACAUCUCUGGAGCAAAAUAGAAUUCAGCAGAGAGGAAGCUCCUUGAUCCUGAAAGGAACAUAUAUAUGUGUAUGUAUAUAUAUAUAUUGAUCCUGAAGGGUUUUUAAGUUCAGGUGUCCAGUAAUUUUUAGUUUGGCUAUUUUUGUUGUCCAUGAAUGUUUCCCUUGGACUCCUGAAGACAUCUGUAAUGUUAGAGGCUGAUAAAAUUUUGUCUGAUCUCUGAACUUUGGCAGACCAGAGAAUAUUGUGGGUUCUGUCAUUCAUAUUUUCAUUUUCAGAACUAGGAUAACUUUAACCAUUUACUUACAAUUUUCAUAUAGAA
Messenger RNA from Morus notabilis, 2379 nucleotides. Its product is annotated as ataxin-10. The record is from RefSeq and is a predicted model, not a curated record. NCBI's taxonomy places the organism in Eukaryota, Viridiplantae, Streptophyta, Magnoliopsida, Rosales, Moraceae. The transcript has 5 exons. Gene Ontology annotation, cellular component: cytosol.